This is a messenger RNA of Acaromyces ingoldii, 1239 nucleotides long. RefSeq lists its product as hypothetical. The transcript has 4 exons. Gene Ontology annotation, molecular function: protein binding. The coding region runs from base 153 to 1094 and encodes 313 amino acids. The record is from RefSeq and is a predicted model, not a curated record. Lineage: Eukaryota; Fungi; Basidiomycota; Exobasidiomycetes; Exobasidiales; Cryptobasidiaceae.
AACGCGGCUAUUUAGACGAAACCUCCACGACCCACGGUCUAAAAGAAAAUCAAAAGGCUCGUGCGAGCGCGGCCGCCGUGCACCUUCUUUCCAGACCGCCGCAUAGCGACAGCGACGACGGGGUUGGCAAGGACAAGCAACAUCAGAGGGCCAUGGCUGCGAGCACAGAUCCGCAAGAGGUCCAGAAAGAGCCGAGUGUGGCCGAGGCUGAGACAGCUGCACCGACCGUUGCACCAGCGUCGGCAGUGGCGGAGUCCGCCCCAUCGUCAGCAACGAAUGGAGAUGACGCGGCCUCUUCAUCGGUGCCAAAGCCAGCAUCGACACCCUGGUCAGACGUCAAGGUAUUUCGACCUCCCAACACUGCAGGCCCGUCGAGAUUGCCGCCACCGCAAGCCGACGACGAGGCCAAGCCCACAGCGGCCGAGCUCAAAGAAGCGUUCUCAAGUCACAUUUCGCAGCGGCACGGCCCUGAUGCGCCCCUCAUGACCCAGGCGAUGCGGCAGCGAGAGGAGGCGAGGCUGGGCAUCAAGAAGAAGGAGUACCACGAGAUACGGAUACGGAUCCGUCUGUCAGAUCGAACGACGCUCGAAGGCACCUUUCCCUCGACGGCCCAGGUCCCGACGCUGUACCGCUUCCUCCGUGCGCACCUCUCGCCGCGACAUGCCAAAUACGCAUUCACCCUCUACCAAUCGCCGCCGAAACGGGACCUGCCGGAAAGCACAAAGGAUGCCAAGCUGCAGGGCAAGACGCUGCGCGAGCUCGGUAUGGCACCCGCCGCCGUCGUGCUCGUGCGCUGGUCCGAUGCCGCCAUGAAUGCCAACACCUAUCCAGCGCCGCUCAACGACGAGACACUGGCCCUGGCGCAGGACCUGCCCACGCCGCCCUCCUUUGACGCCCAAUCAGCAGGCCAGACGCUGCAAGAUCCAUCGUCAUCAGCGGCAAAGGACAAAGACGAGUCGGCAUCCAGCGGGACAAAAAAGGUCGGUGCACCGUCCCGCCCUUUUUGGUUCCCCUUUCCUCUUGCUGUUCCUGACCUGUUCUCUGCUCUGAUCCAGGCAAUGCCAAAGUGGCUCAAAGGUCUUCAAAAGAAAUGACCAGCAAAGUGCGGUAUAGAUUUAGCACAGAGUUGUCAAUCGAUCACCUGUCGUUCUCGUUUCAAAGAGGCUUAGAAGAGACACUAUGGUUGUACAUGAACGCUGAAGUUGCCUGCAUCGGAGUGUUGCCUGCGUCGGAGUGGAG